This is a messenger RNA of Leptonychotes weddellii (Weddell seal), 3918 nucleotides long. Lineage: Eukaryota; Metazoa; Chordata; Mammalia; Carnivora; Phocidae. The record is from RefSeq and is a predicted model, not a curated record.
GGAUGGCAGGGGGUUGGCUCCCAGUUAGGUCCGAGGGCAGAAGCUGCUGCCCUCAGGCUCCACGCAGCCACAUCCUUUACCAGCCCCAGACCUGGGCAAACCCAGCUUCCGAUUCGGCUCCUCUCCCUCUCCGUCUGCUGUAGCUGCGGGUCUGGUUUUCACCUCCUGUCACUCAGCGCUCUGGAUGCCGUGGGCUUCCCCCUUUCCCAUCUGUGCUCUCCAAUCCUUGGGGCAGUCUCUUGACCUUUCCCACCUUGAAACUACAUCUGGAGCUCCCUGCGGAUUAGAGUGGGCUUGGGAGCCCCCAGGAAGCUGCAGAUUGUCUGCUGUGACUGGCAGGCAGAUUCCAUCCCUUACUUCUUGUUCCUGUCCUGGGGCAAACCCAGCUGGGCACCUUGACCGUGGCCUUUUUUCUGUGACCCUGGGGUCUCUGGCCACCUCCUCUUCCCUGGGCCAAAAGUGAGAGGAGGAGUAGCCAGGGCCACAAUUAACCUUUUUCACGAAUGGGGUUUGGAACAUCUCUGUACACCUUAGAUGCUUGCAGCACCUCUCCUCUGUAACUGUUGGGGACUGGGAAGCUUCUUUGCUCCAUGACCCCUGAGGAGAGGUGCGUGGACUUUUCUCCCCUCUGCAGCUGGGACUGCAUGACUGUACCAGAUGGGCGGUGGGCAGCACAGGGCCCGGCACGGCUCGUCCCUAGCCAGCUGGAGGACCUGAGGGCAGGCACCGAGCUGCGCCAUCCUCUGCCCCAGCUGCCUUUUCUGGCAACACGCCUAAACUGUGGAGAACCCAGGGUGACAUGGAACUCUUGGCAAGGAUGCGAAGUGUUGAGGAACAGGAACAGGGGAGGUUGGGGGAGGAACGAGUGAGAGCAGGAGGGUUUGCUGUAUCAGUUACAAGGGAAACGAGGGUGUCCCUGACUUGCCACCCCCACCCCAGGUUUCUCUUCAGGUUCUGUGGAGUGAAGCUGUGGGGGACAGGCCUGGUCAUGGACCCGCUUUCAGAGUUGCAGGAUGACCUGACCUUGGAUGACACCAGCCAGGCCCUGAACCAGCUGAAGCUAGCCUCCAUUGAUGAGAAGAACUGGCCGUCGGACGAAAUGCCUGACUUUCCGAAGUCAGAUGACUCCAAAAGCAGCUCCCCGGAACCUGUUACUCACCUGAAGUGGGAUGACCCUUACUACGACAUUGCCCGGCACCAGAUUGUGGAGGUGGCAGGAGAUGACAAGUAUGGGCGGAAGAUCAUUGUGUUUAGUGCCUGCCGAAUGCCCCCGAGCCACCAGCUGGACCACAGCAAACUCCUGGGGUACCUGAAGUACACGCUGGACCAGUACGUGGAGAGCGACUACACGCUGCUCUACCUGCACCACGGCCUGACCAGCGACAACAAGCCCUCCCUCAGCUGGCUCCGGGACGCCUACCGCGAGUUUGACCGCAAGUACAAGAAGAAUAUUAAGGCCCUAUACAUCGUGCACCCCACCAUGUUCAUCAAGACCCUGCUCAUCCUCUUUAAGCCCAUCAUUAGCUUCAAAUUCGGGCAGAAGAUCUUCUAUGUGAACUACCUGAGCGAGCUGAGUGAGCACGUGAAGCUGGAGCAACUGGGGAUCCCUCGCCAAGUGCUCAAGUAUGACGACUUCCUCAAAUCCACACAGAAGAGCCCUGCCACGGCCCCCAAGCCCAUGCCACCACGGCCCCCUCUGCCCAACCAGCAGUUCGGGGUCUCGCUGCAGCACCUCCAGGAGAAGAACCCAGAGCAGGCGCCCAUUCCGCUUGUGCUCCGGGAGACCGUUGCCUACCUGCAGGCCCAUGCUCUCACCACUGAGGGGAUUUUCCGAAGGUCAGCCAACACCCAAGUCGUCCGGGAAGUACAGCAGAAGUACAACAUGGGGCUGCCGGUGGACUUCGACCAGUACAAUGAUUUGCACCUGCCGGCUGUCAUCCUCAAGACCUUCCUCCGGGAGCUUCCUGAGCCCUUGCUCACCUUUGACCUCUACCCCCACGUUGUGGGCUUCCUCAACAUUGACGAGAGCCAGAGAGUGGAAGCGACGCUGCAGGUGCUCCGGACACUGCCUGAGGAGAGCUACCAGGUGCUUCGUUUCCUCAUUGCCUUCCUGGUGCAGAUUUCUGCCCACAGUGACCAGAACAAGAUGACCAACACUAACCUGGCUGUUGUCUUCGGCCCUAACCUUCUGUGGGCCAAGGAUGCUGCCAUCACCCUCAAGGCCAUUAAUCCCAUCAACACGUUCACCAAGUUCCUCCUGGAUCACCAAGGGGAGUUGUUCCCCAGCCCUGACUCCAGGGGGCUCUGAGCCCUGCCCUGCCGCCCCUUCUUGGAGAGCCCCAACUGGGACUCUUCCUCCCGGCUUCAGCCUUAUCGGAGCUUGGGGCUCCUGCCCAGCAAGGGGCCGUGAGGCCCUGCGGGCUGGAAGCUGGGGCCAGCCAGCCCGGCAGCUCUUGCUCCCCUUCUGUCCAGCCCGCCUCGCCAGCCCUGGAGGCCUCGCUGUAACCACGAGACGUUUUUCUUCGCCUUAUACUUCUCACUGCCUCCUUGGAUCCCUGGCUCCUUGCCAGGCUCUGCAGAGCUGGCCUUGGCUCUUCCAGCAGGGAAAAAGACUGGCCCCAGCAGCUGCUUCCCCACUUUCUCCUGCCUCUCUUUUCCUGGCAACUGCAGAUGCCUCUGUCAUGCCAGCUGGGCUGGUAGCUGGGGCUGGUCCCCUUCCUGGCUGCUGGGGAGUAAGCAGCUGAGCUGGGCUGGCUUGGGCCCGCCCUACCAACGCACCUCCCUGCCUCGGUGAAGGCCUGUGCGCAAAGCAUCUGCUCCUGUCCUCCCCUCUGAAGGUUCAGCCUUGGGUGUUGACACAGCUAAGGACUGGCAAGGCCAGAGGCUGCUUCCUACUUCUGCCUCCUUCUCUUGCACACAUCCUGGGUCAGCCCUUCUCAAGUGAUACUGCCCCCAGGAUGUUCCUGCCCCCUGGUUCUGCCAGGACUGGCAGCUUGGAUGAUAGGGCUGAGUCCCAGCAUCCAUCUGAAACAGACACUCCCAUUCCUACCCAGAAGCCCCGUGUCUGGUCGGGCCAGUGACAAGCAGUCUCAGACCCCCAUGCCUUGCCUCCCCUCCCUUCCCACUCCCGCAGAUCCUCAGCCUAAGCUCUUGUGGGCGGGUCUGUGGUGGGGUCACAUGGGUCCCUGCUCCGGCCAGAAGCGACUCAGUGCCUCAGGAUCUGUGGCUUCUUCCUCCAGCUAGUGACUCCUGGAGGGGCUGAGCGGAGACCUUGCUAAUUAAGUCAACCCCUGCCGGGGGAGUUCUAGCAACGUCCCCCAGGGCCCUGUCGUCUUUAAGAAAUCCUGGACCCCGAUCAUUGGUACUUCUCAUUCCAGCUGUGUUCCUUAGAAUUACACGCCUUCUUGGUGAACCGCGGGGGGGGACCCCACUUCCUGCAGUUGUCCCCUGGCAGCAGAGGGAAGUAUCUGCACAGUGGCCCUGCCCCCCUAGCCUUGGCCAGAGCUUGUACUGUGGGGGCCCUCAUUGACCAGCCCAGCCCCAUCUGCGCGGUGGGUGCGGCCUGGGUCCUGACCUCACUGGGCUCUCUCCCGAGGAUGCUAGCAUGUUAGGACUCCUGGGGGCCUGGAGUGGCUGCUGGUUCCUUGUCAGUCCCUGCGUCUCUGGCCCGAGCCGGGCUUCUGCUUUCUGCCCUCCUUUGUGUAUCAGGUGUUACGCACAGCCCCAUUUACUGGGGAGCCUCAUAGAACUCUUAGGUCUUUCUCCUGUCCCCUGUCCCACUGGUCUGUCCCCAGGGGGAGAGGGAGAGUACUGUGAAUCAAGUGUUCACAUUCACACUUAAUGACUUCCUGGGCACCAAUCAUGUAUUUCACCUUUACACUUUUUGUAUUUCAAUAAAAAAGGAGAUGGAAAACUGCA